Arachis stenosperma is the source of this 558-nucleotide messenger RNA. RefSeq lists its product as uncharacterized. Gene Ontology annotation, cellular component: chloroplast. The transcript has 2 exons. The coding region runs from base 1 to 558 and encodes 185 amino acids. NCBI's taxonomy places the organism in Eukaryota, Viridiplantae, Streptophyta, Magnoliopsida, Fabales, Fabaceae. The record is from RefSeq and is a predicted model, not a curated record.
AUGGCGGGGACUUGGUUUCACAAUCUGAGGAAAAAGAACAGAAUAUACUACAGCUUUUAUGUGUGGAAUUUGUUUUACCUUUUUCCACCUUAUUAUACAAGAAGCCACAAACACAAACAAUUCUUACAACCCCAACAAAAUCAAUACCAACUUUCUCUCAGAUUCAAAUGCAGCAGCAGCAACAAUGACAAUAGUAGUGGUUUAAACUCAUCAUCAGUUCAAGCACCAACUGAUUCUGCUGCUGUAGGAGUAAGGUUCAGGAGAAGGUCAUCAAGAAAGCAAGAAAACAAUAACAAUGAUGGAGGUGUUGCUACAAGAAUGGGAAAUGUCAAAAGUGCCCCCAAGAAGAAAUGGGAGGAGAUGACAUUGAAUGAGAAGGCAGUGGAACUAUACAUGGGAGAAAAGGGUGCACUGUUUUGGCUCAACAAGUUUGCAUAUGCAUCAAUAUUCAUAAUGAUUGGUGCUUGGAUUUUGCUCAGGUUUGUUGGUCCUGCACUCAAUCUUUAUCAGCUGGAUUCUCAACCAUUGAACCCUUCUGAUGUAUUCAAGGGAUCUUAA